GCUGAGAGAAGAGGCCGGGGUUAAAGUCUGAGAGCGGUGACUCGCAGAACCGUCCCUUCAUCCCUCACGCAUUUUCCUGUAGGGAAAGGUGGACACGCCGGAGUCAGAACCUCCAUGGGGCAACUUUUUUUUGGUGUAGAAACAGGUUGCAAGAUGAGUGGGGGAAGGAGACAGAAAAGCAAAUCCCUAAGAGUUCCUUCAGAAACGUGUUGGAGAAAGGUGGAAAAGCGGCACCGUGGGGAAUGAAGAGGAAAGGAAGACAGAAACAGGACAAGCAGGAUCACAGAGCGGCCGGUCAGAGCUGCGUCCACCUGGAGGAUGGUUAUGGACUUGGGAGAAAUUGUAAGUUAAGUCUGUCUACCCUCUGACCAGAUGUCCCAAGAGACAUUCCACUCAUUUCCUGGGUUUGAAUGAUGGGGUUUUGGAAGCGUUGUCUCUUUUGUGUGUCUCUGGCCACCACCCUGAUUUUCGUGUUUGUUUGCAACAAGUUAGGGGAGAAUAAAAAUUUCCAGCAAGCUUCCAUAUCCAAUGCUUCACUAUUAUCAGAAGUCUGUCACCAGAUUUUUAAGGGGAAGAGUUUUUACCCUAAAAAGAACGCAUUGAAGAGUACCUUCAAUGAAACCACCUGUCCUGAUUACGUGGCUCAGAGUCACUACAUCACAGAAACACUCUCUGAAGAAGAGGCUGGCUUCCCCUUGGCUUAUGUGAUGACCAUCCACAAAGACUUUGGCACUUUUGAGAGACUCUUCAGGGCUAUUUACAUGCCCCAAAAUGUCUACUGUGUUCACAUGGACGAAAAGGCGACAGAUACUUUUAAAGGCUCGGUGGAACAGUUACUGAGCUGCUUCCCAAAUGCUUUUCUGGCUUCCAAGAUGGAGCCCGUGGUCUAUGGUGGGAUUUCCAGGCUCCAGGCUGACCUGAACUGCAUGAAACAUCUUGUGGCCUCAGAGGUUCCGUGGAAAUACAUCCUCAACACCUGUGGGCAAGAUUUCCCCCUGAAAACCAACAGGGAGAUCAUUCGGCAUCUGAAGGGAUUUAAAGGGAAAAACAUCACCCCCGGGGUGCUGCCCCCAGCUCACGCAAUUGGGCGGACUAAGUAUGUCCACCAGGAGCUGCUAAACCGAGAAGAUUCCUACGUGAUUAAAACCGCAAAGUUGAAAACGGCGCCUCCUCACCACAUGACCGUUUACUUUGGCUCUGCCUAUGUGGCCCUCACAAGGGAAUUCGCCAACUUCGUCCUUCAAGACCCGCUGGCGCUUGACUUAUUGUCCUGGUCCAGGGACACGUACAGUCCUGACGAACACUUCUGGGUCACACUCAAUAGGAUUCCUGGUAUGUAUAUCUCUUAACUUUUGCUGUUAUGAAUAAACAUCGCAUGGCCAAUACUGAAUUAACCACUAAAAAAUAAGUUUUUAAAAAUUAGCACCUUCAUAAAGAUCUUUCUUCGUGUGAGUUCUGUCCCUGGGUCAGGAAGAUCCCC
Messenger RNA from Odocoileus virginianus texanus, 1480 nucleotides. NCBI's taxonomy places the organism in Eukaryota, Metazoa, Chordata, Mammalia, Artiodactyla, Cervidae. The record is from RefSeq and is a predicted model, not a curated record.